AUGACAGCAAUGGCUCAUCUGAAGCUUCUACUUCUUCUUCUUCUUCUUCUGUGUGUUGGUAUCACAGUGAGCACAGGAGUAGAUUUGCACAAAAGGAUCUAUGGAGGUCAUAAGUGUCCAGACACUGAGCGUCUGUAUCACGUGAAACUGAUGGCAACAAAUGAAACACAUGUAAGUCUCUGUGGUGGCUCACUGAUCCUUGAACGGUGGAUUCUGACUGCAGCCCACUGCUGGAAAAAUGAACCUGGAUGGGAGAUGUAUGCAAUUUUAGGAAUUCAUCCACGUCCAUGGUGGACAAAGUUAUUACCAUUUUUAGAUAAACAAAAAAAGGUGAAAGUCACAGGUCAAUCGAUGUUUGUGGGCAUAAAUACAAUUGAAGACAUCAUGCUACUGGGAAUUCCUCCACAACCAGGCUGGAACACCAUUGACUUACCGAACUGCGCAAAUCCUCCCAAAAUAGGAGACGUCGUUCAAGUUGCAGGACUUGGUGGUUAUAGGGUAAAUGCCACCGGCCACACACUCCCUGAUGAAACACCUCAUCUGCAGUGUGCAAACAUGCGUGUUGCUGACUGUCGGGUCUUAGACUCCACCUCUCUGGGAACACCUCAGGCUCUCCAAGGUAUGGAAGUCUAUCUCCCCCAUCACACUCCCUGCUGGUGGCUGAUGCCCUCAGGCGUAUGUCUGUUGGUGGUUCUUGGUGUCCGGGGCUGGGCGCUCAGGUAA
Molecule: messenger RNA, 723 nt
Organism: Pelmatolapia mariae (spotted tilapia)
Lineage: Eukaryota; Metazoa; Chordata; Actinopteri; Cichliformes; Cichlidae
Product: snake venom serine protease salmobin-like
Exons: 7
Coding region: 1-723 (240 amino acids)
Biological process (GO): proteolysis
Molecular function (GO): serine-type endopeptidase activity
Source: RefSeq, a predicted model, not a curated record